Pleuronectes platessa (European plaice) is the source of this 1170-nucleotide messenger RNA. It is a transcript of the gene gpr137bb, whose product is annotated as G protein-coupled receptor 137Bb. NCBI's taxonomy places the organism in Eukaryota, Metazoa, Chordata, Actinopteri, Pleuronectiformes, Pleuronectidae. Gene Ontology annotation, cellular component: lysosomal membrane. The record is from RefSeq and is a predicted model, not a curated record. Gene Ontology annotation, biological process: positive regulation of TORC1 signaling; negative regulation of osteoclast differentiation; regulation of autophagy.
AUGAACGGGGAGGUGAUGGAGGUGAUGGAGGAGAAACAGGAGCAGCAUCAAGCCGGCAACGGCUCCCAGCUCCCUCCCCCCCCCACCAUCACGCCGGCCAUCCCCCCCUACGUGAAGCUGGGUCUGACCGUCGCCUACACCAUCUUCUACUCGCUGCUCUUCUCCUUCAUCUACGUCCAGCUGUGGCUGGUGCUGAGGUACCGGCACAAGCGCUUCAGCUUCCAGACGGCCUUCCUGUUCCUGUGCCUCCUGUGGGCCGCCCUGCGCGCCCUCCUCUUCUCCUUCUACUUCAGAGACUGUGUCACCGCCAACGCUCUGCGACCCUUCUCCUUCUGGCUGCUCUACUGCUUCCCCGUCUGCCUGCAGUUCUUCACCCUGAGCCUCAUGAACCUCUACUGCUUCCAGGUUUAUUUCAAGGCGAAGUCGAAGCACACACCUGCGCUGCUGAAGUUCAGACUUCCUCUGUACCUCGUCUUCCUCGCGGUCAGCCUCCUCUUCCUGGUGGUGAACCUGGUCUGCGCCCUACUGGUCAGGACCACCGCCGCCCACGUGAAGACCCUGGUCCUGGUGAGGGUCACCAUCAACGACAGCCUGUUUGUCCUCUGCGCCGUCUCGCUGUCCGUCUGCCUCUACAAGGUGGCCAAGAUGUCUCUGGCCAGCAUCUACCUGGAGUCCAAGGGGACGUCGGUGUGCCAGGUGGCGCUGAUCGGCCUCACGGUGGUGCUGCUGUACGCCUCUCGAGCCGGUUACAACCUGGUGGUGCUCGCCCUCACCGACAUCCGGACCAUCAGCUCCUUCGACUUCGACUGGUACAACGUCUCAGACCAGGCCGACCUGCGCUCGUCCCUGGGAGACGCCGGCUACGUGGUGUUCGGGGGGGUCCUGUUCGUGUGGGAGCUGCUGCCCACCUCGCUGGUGGUCUUCUUCUUCAGGGUGCGACGGCCUCCUCAGGACAGGGGCGGCGCCGCGAUCCCGAGCCACAUCCUGUCCUCGCGGGGGGGCUACUUCUUCGACAACCCCCGCCGCUACGACAGCGACGAUGACCUAGCCUGGAGCAUUCCUCCCCAGAAUGCAUCAGCCAGCUUCUCCUCCGAGUGCUACGACUGUGGCAGCUUCACCUCCAUCAGUGACCAGCACCUGACCCCCGGGGAGCUCCAUCAUUACCCAUGA